GGUGCAAAAGAGGUGGUUGAAGGAGGAGGUAGGUUUCCAGAGACUGUUUCAGAUCUUCGCAAGAUCAAAGGAAUUGGUGAAUACACUGCCGGUGCUAUUGCAUCAAUUGCCUUCAGAAAGGCAGUGCCUGUUGUUGAUGGAAAUGUCGUGAGGGUUAUUUCUAGGCUUAAGACCAUAUCAGCGAAUCCGAAAGACGCAGCGACAGUUAAGAGUUUUUGGAAACUUGCAGGGCAAUUAGUUGAUCCUUGUAGGCCUGGAGAUUUCAACCAAGCUCUUAUGGAACUUGGGGCUACGUUAUGCUCUCUUUCGAAUCCUGGUUGUGCUGCAUGCCCGAUCUCUGCUCAAUGUCAUGUUUUAUCACUCUCUGGGGAGAACGAGUUAGUUCAUGUUACAGAUUACCCAACAAAAGUUGUGAAGGCCAAACAAAGGCAUGAGUUUUCCGCUGUUAGUGUCGUAGAGAUACUGAAUUGCCAGGAAACAAUGGGACCUCAAUCCAGCAGCAAAUAUAUUCUUGUAAAAAGACCAAACAAAGGUCUACUUGCCGGCCUCUGGGAGUUUCCAUCAGUUCUCUUGGAGAAGGAAGCAGACUUGACCUCGAGAAGAAAAGCAGUUGAUAACUAUUUACAGUCAUCAUUCAAUCUAGAUCUUAAAGAGUCCACUCGAAUAGUUUCACGAGAAAAUAUUGGAGAAUGUGUCCACGUCUUCAGUCAUAUACGCCUCAAGAUGUACGUGGAGUUAUUGGUCUUACAUGCAAAAGGAAAUAGAAGCAUCGACUACAAAAAGCAGGGCAAAGAAAGUAUUACAUGGAAGUAUGUUGAUAACGAAAACCUUGGUAACAUGGGAUUAACAUCUGGAGUAAGAAAGGUUUAUACCAUGGUACAGAAACACAAGCAAACUGAACAGAGUACCAUCCCGGGAAGGAGGAGGAAGACAGCAGUAAGAAGAUAGAGAUGGUACUGGCUGAGUGGCUGUGCCAGCAAUACCUUAACUGACUAUGCAGGAAACAUUCAAGGUUCCCGUAGUAACUGGAAAUUUAGCCAUGGAAGACAUUAUUGUGCAGCUGUUUAGUUUUUGUAUCUUAUUGGCAUAUGUUUCCAAGCUCGUCUGCUUUAUUAAGCAGAUGCAUUGGAUUCUGUACUUAGGGAAUUGAAGCGGAUGUGGGAGCAGUGCCAGCUGUUCCAGGAAUCUAAUGGUUGUAAAAUAGUCUGUGCACCCGGGCACAGGCAUAAAUUUUGGAGCGUUAACUCCUUCGUUCCUUUUCCCCGUUUUGGUUGGUUCUCUUCUUUCUGAUGUAAGUAAUGAUAAUCAGACUUGAUUGACGAAGUUUCAUCUUUUAUGAGAUGAUUAUAUCUCCUGCAUUCUUUUUUUAAA
Capsicum annuum is the source of this 1371-nucleotide messenger RNA. RefSeq names its product adenine DNA glycosylase. Gene Ontology annotation, cellular component: nucleus. Gene Ontology annotation, molecular function: purine-specific mismatch base pair DNA N-glycosylase activity; adenine/guanine mispair binding; oxidized purine DNA binding. NCBI's taxonomy places the organism in Eukaryota, Viridiplantae, Streptophyta, Magnoliopsida, Solanales, Solanaceae. The record is from RefSeq and is a predicted model, not a curated record. Gene Ontology annotation, biological process: base-excision repair; mismatch repair.